CCAGGUGACUUACUGUACUUCCCAAGAGGGACUAUUCACCAAGCUGACACUCCUCUUGGGAUCUCCUGUUCUACACACGUGACCAUCAGUACCUACCAAAACAACUCUUGGGGAGACUUUUUACUGGAUGUAAUUCCUGGCCUUGUGUUUGAUACAGCAAAAGAAGAUGUGGCGCUGCGGACAAGCAUACCAAGGCAACUGCUUAUGCAGGUGGAUAUAGCUGACUCGACAAAAAAACUGAGUAGCCUUUUGAGAAGACUUGCAGACCGUCUGGAAAACACCAGAGAACUGAGAUCAUCUGACAUGAAGAAGGACUUUAUUAUGAACCGGUUGCCACCUUGCUUGGGAUGUGACUCUGAUCCUUUGACUCCAGGUGGGAAAUUGCCAAAAAUAGAUAGCAAAAUCAGACUGCAGUUUCGAGAUCAUGCUAUCAUUACAGUGGAACCAGAUCAAGAGCAUUCUGAUGAAAUUCGCAGAGAAAUGGUUUACGUGUAUCAUUCUUUGAAGAACAGGCGAGACACUCACAUGAUGGGGACAGAAGAGGAUCCUACUAGUGAGGAGGGCACAUCGCAGCAGACUCAUGGCCUGCGGUUUCCUUUGUCCUACUUGGAUGCACUGAAGCAGAUUUGGAGUAGCAGCACUGUUGCUGUUAAAGAGCUUAACCUUAGCUCAGACGAAGAGAAAGAAAACCUCGCCUUGUCACUAUGGACUGAAUGUCUAAUUGAAGUUCUUUGAUGCUUUUGUGAAUUAGCUGCUCCUGUAAGUAGUAUUUCUGGCUGUUAAGAAUCUCUUAAGAGAAAAAGGCUUAUUAAAUUACUUUUUUAUGCAUC
Messenger RNA from Cariama cristata (Red-legged seriema), 830 nucleotides. Its product is annotated as bifunctional lysine-specific demethylase and histidyl-hydroxylase MINA-like. Gene Ontology annotation, molecular function: histone H3K36 demethylase activity; histone H3K4 demethylase activity. The record is from RefSeq and is a predicted model, not a curated record. Lineage: Eukaryota; Metazoa; Chordata; Aves; Cariamiformes; Cariamidae. The annotation marks the transcript as partial. Gene Ontology annotation, cellular component: nucleolus. The transcript is spliced from 6 exons.